GAAUAGUUGGCAACUAGUAAUUGGCCAAUCGCGUAUAAAUACAUGACAAGUAUACAAGAAGGGGCCUAUAAAUCAGCACCAAAGUUUUUAACCCAAUUCAAAAUUUUCUCUCUUUUUUCAAACACAUGCAAUUGACUAAUUGAGUCUCUAUAGGGAAAGAAAGAGAUGGCGAUGAAGCGCGUGGCCGUGUCUGUAUUUCAGGCUCUUUCUUCAUCUGGAGGAGUAUCAUCCACUCUCACUAGACACCUCCAUGGUUCUGGUGGCAGCAAAAAGAUAGUGGGAGUGUUCUACAAGGCCAAUGAGUAUGCCAAGCUGAACCCCAACUUUGUGGGUUGCGUGGAGGGAGCUUUGCACAUACGUGACUGGCUGGAAUCACAAGGCCAUCACUACAUUGUCACUGAUGACAAAGAAGGACCAGAGUCUGAACUUGAGAAACACAUUCCUGAUCUGGAAGUUCUCAUAACUACCCCUUUCCAUCCUGCCUAUGUGACGGCCGAGAGGAUCCAAAGGGCGAAGAAUUUGAAGCUGGUUCUUACAGCUGGGAUUGGUUCUGAUCAUGUUGAUCUGAAUGCUGCUGCUGCUGCCGGGCUAACAGUUGCUGAGGUCACAGGAAGCAAUGUGGUAUCGGUAGCGGAAGAUGAGCUCAUGCGAAUCCUCAUUCUCGUCCGGAACUUCUUGCCUGGCUAUCAUCAGGUUAUUAGUGGGGAUUGGAAUGUGGCUGGCAUUGCUUACAGAGCUUAUGAUCUGGAAGGAAAGACGGUGGGAACCGUUGGCGCUGGACGUAUUGGCAGGCUCUUGCUUCAGAGGCUGAAGCCCUUCAACUGUAACCUGCUGUAUCACGACAGGAUCAGGAUUGACCCUGAAUUUGAGAAGGAAACAGGAGCCAAGUUUGAGGAGGAUCUUGAUGCCAUGCUUCCCAAAUGUGAUGUAGUUGUCAUCAACACACCUCUCACAGACAAGACAAGAGGCUUGUUUGACAAAGAGAGAAUUGCAAAGUGUAAGAGGGGAGUCCUGUUCGUCAACAAUGCUCGAGGCGCAAUCAUGGACACACAAGCAGUUGUCGAUGCUUGCUCCAGUGGACACAUUGCAGGUUACAGUGGUGAUGUUUGGUACCCACAACCAGCUCCAAAGGACCAUCCGUGGCGUUACAUGCCAAACCAAGCCAUGACUCCUCAUAUCUCUGGCACCACUAUUGAUGCACAGUUACGAUAUGCUGCUGGAGUGAAGGAUAUGCUUGACAGGUACUUCAAGGGACAAGAUUUUCCUGCCCAGAACUACAUUGUCAAGGAGGGUGAACUUGCGAGCCAGUACCGAUGAUUUCCAUCAGCUUGAAUCUACUUUGUUUCAGUCUCUUCUCUGCUGAGAGUGAGACACUAAUAAAAGCCAGAAAGGUCCUUUAGCAUCGUGUGCUUUCUUGAAGGUCCAGAGGGUUGUUAUCAGGAAUAAGAGUGAACUUUAUGAGGAUCAUGUUUACUUCAUUGUCUGUAAACCAAAGUCUUUUAUCUUGGCGUUGUAUAAGAUCGUUGGUCUGUGUUUAAAAUGCUCGAGUCUUUGUUUUGCAUAGAGAUUAUGCACUCUCACUUGCAAUUGUGAGAAAUACUAUUUGAUGACAAUUGUGGAAAA
Molecule: messenger RNA, 1623 nt
Organism: Morus notabilis
Lineage: Eukaryota; Viridiplantae; Streptophyta; Magnoliopsida; Rosales; Moraceae
Product: formate dehydrogenase, mitochondrial
Exons: 6
Coding region: 166-1317 (383 amino acids)
Cellular component (GO): chloroplast; mitochondrion
Molecular function (GO): oxidoreductase activity, acting on the CH-OH group of donors, NAD or NADP as acceptor; formate dehydrogenase (NAD+) activity; NAD binding
Source: RefSeq, a predicted model, not a curated record